Messenger RNA from Penicillium chermesinum, 852 nucleotides. RefSeq lists its product as uncharacterized. The transcript has a single exon. Bases 1 to 852 code for a protein of 283 amino acids. NCBI's taxonomy places the organism in Eukaryota, Fungi, Ascomycota, Eurotiomycetes, Eurotiales, Aspergillaceae. The record is from RefSeq and is a predicted model, not a curated record.
AUGUCUUCAACCAUUGAAUCUGGAUUCCACCUUGCAGAUAGCAAAGGCUACAUGCUUGGCCGAGGCCAUGCAGCCGCAUGCCGUCUUAACUUUCAGUUCUAUUUGUGGAAAGAGUCCCUCCAGUUCAACAUCCACCCCUCGAUCCCGAUACCUUCAGCUCCAGCCAUCGCAGAUGUUGGCACCGGAACCUCCAUUUGGCUCCUUGACGUUGCUCGUUCCGCUCCAGACGCCACACUAGAUGGCUUCGACAUUGACCUCUCCAAUACUCCACCCGCACAAUGGCUACCAAAAGGUCUCACACUGCACAAUUGGAGCGUAUUCGACCCCGCGCCGGAGAAUCUGGUGGGAAAAUAUGACGUUGUUCACCUCCGCCUCCUCAUUCUUGUGGUGGAAAACAGCGACCCCGUACCGGUUAUUCGAAACGUCGCCCGUCUGCUCAAGCCCGGAGGAUAUAUCCAAUGGGACGACCUCAACUAUCCCGAUACCCAUGUUGAAAAGGCAGACAGCACGAGAGAGACACCGGCUUUUGACCGGUUGCGCCAGUUCGUGUACUCAAGCGGUCGCCAUGAUUGGGUCAUGAAUUUGGCAAGUAUCUUGGAGCAGAAUGGGUUUACAGGAGCGCAUCUUUACCACUUUCGGGAUCGAUGCGAUCUUAUCACUGCAAAUGGAGAGCAGCAUCUGGCGACAAUGGAAGAGUUUGCAAAGUCUCUCGAUAAGAAGUCUAUGACCGAAGAUGCGGCGAAUAUUAGGAAGUUGCUUGAGGAUGUCGAGGAUGAAGCUAGGCAUGGUGUGGCGCUUUCUAUGCCUCGAGUUGUGGCGGUGGCCCAGAAACCUGGAACACCAUCCCGUUGA